CCGCCGCCACGAGGGGGAAGGGGAGCAGAGGAGGAGCAUCCACGAGAGGAGAGCGAAGGAGAUUCCCAUUCGCCCCUCAAAUCUCACCAGAAGCGAAGCCGGAGGCGGAGGAGGGAGGAAGGAGAUCGCGAGCAGCCGGAGCCGGAGCCGGAGCCGGAGGCCGAGAAGAUGAAGACGUUCGACCCGUGGCCGGUCUUCUUCCGCCGGGAGUGGAGGCGCAACUGGCCCUUCCUCACGGGGUUCGCCAUCACCGGAUUCCUCAUCACCAAGAUGACGGCCAACUUCACCGAGGAGGACCUCAAGAACUCCAAGUUCGUCCAGGAGCACAAGAGGCACUGACCGACCAGGUGAAGGAGUUGUCCGAAUUUCCUGUGGACAGCCAGUUAUGUUAUGCCGUUUGAAUGAAAAAUUAGCCCCCUCUUUUUCGUUUUUUAAAUCUAAAAAUGCGUGCACUCUAUGCUCCAUUUGUAAUGUAAUAAGAGGCAACUGAAUUGAUUCAACAGCAAUCAGCUUCUGAUUAAGAUACAUAAAGUUUAAUCCGGUUUGCUGACCCGAUUUCUUUUA
This is a messenger RNA of Sorghum bicolor (sorghum), 564 nucleotides long. RefSeq lists its product as uncharacterized. Bases 169 to 339 code for a protein of 56 amino acids. The transcript is spliced from 2 exons. NCBI's taxonomy places the organism in Eukaryota, Viridiplantae, Streptophyta, Magnoliopsida, Poales, Poaceae. The record is from RefSeq and is a predicted model, not a curated record.